Molecule: messenger RNA, 252 nt
Organism: Puccinia graminis f. sp. tritici CRL 75-36-700-3
Lineage: Eukaryota; Fungi; Basidiomycota; Pucciniomycetes; Pucciniales; Pucciniaceae
Exons: 2
Coding region: 1-252 (83 amino acids)
Source: RefSeq, a predicted model, not a curated record
AUGGCUGCUGGAGCUGAAACUGAUAGUGGAGAUGAUGAAACGGGCUCUGGCAAUUGUGGAGCACCUUUUAUCUGCCUGCCAGCCUGCAUCCUUCAAGGCGAGUUCCUCAGGUGCACAGUCUGUAUCAGUUGUUCGACUCAACAUCCUGUCUCCCAUCCCCCCUCGGGUCCCGGCAGAAAUCCACGAUACAUGGGCGUGGUUCAAUUCAUAGGCCACGCGGUCCAUGAAUGGGUUCGCGACCGGGAAACUUGA